AUGGAUCGCUCCUCAUCAUACGUUCAACGCGGUCGAUGGGCCACAGCGCCAUUGUCCUCACUGGUUGUUCACAAACUUGGAUCCAGUUUCGUGGUCACAACGGUCUUCCUUCCUUCCGCACUAGAAACACUGGUUGAUUUCAUCGAGUCGGUUUUGAGACAACUGCUCAUUAUCGGAACGACUCUUGGCGUAGACGAUCCACCAGGAUACUGA
Messenger RNA from Haemonchus placei, 213 nucleotides. Lineage: Eukaryota; Metazoa; Nematoda; Chromadorea; Rhabditida; Trichostrongylidae. The record is from the annotation of a GenBank genome assembly.